This is a messenger RNA of Canis lupus familiaris (dog), 3820 nucleotides long. It is a transcript of the gene PLSCR4, whose product is annotated as phospholipid scramblase 4. The record is from RefSeq and is a predicted model, not a curated record. The coding region runs from base 594 to 1586 and encodes 330 amino acids. The transcript has 11 exons. Gene Ontology annotation, biological process: plasma membrane phospholipid scrambling. NCBI's taxonomy places the organism in Eukaryota, Metazoa, Chordata, Mammalia, Carnivora, Canidae. Gene Ontology annotation, molecular function: phospholipid scramblase activity. Gene Ontology annotation, cellular component: plasma membrane.
AAAAAACUACAGCCUAUUUAAGCACCGGACUCCUACUAACAUUUGUAUGCAGAAAACAUACAAAGAGAGGAAUGGUUAACAGGAAAAGAGCUAAUUAUAAUAAUAUGCCUAGAACUCUUAUUAAUGACUUUUAAAAUCAGCAAUCCAAUUUGAGGAUACAAGGAGGCCAUUCAAAGCAAGAGAAAUGCAAAUGAGAAGCAGAAGACUCAGCCAGGCUAAUUAUCUGAAAAACGCAAUUAAAGUCCGUAUGCCAGCCUGAUCUGUUGUAGUUUUUGAUACUGGAAGACUAGCCAGAAAAUGAUGAAAUAAGGCAUUUUCCUGUAAUCUCCCAGCAGCUCCUGUAGGUUCUGUUCCUGACCACACGUCACCCUCCACAGGGUUACCUCCCUGGUCUAAGCCAGCAUCAGUCCCACCUGGAUUACUGCUGCUAUGCCAUCCUCACUGCCUACUUCCACUCUUACCCCCUCGGGAGAAAGUAUAAACCAGCUCUCAUCACUCCACUGAUUAAAGUCCUCCAAAGACUGCCCAACUGCAAUUACGACAAAUCCCAAACAUUUUGCCUCGGUCUUCAGGACUAAGUGGAAUUCUUCAAAAUGUCAGGUGUGGUCCCCGCAGCCCCUGAGCAACCUACAGAUGAAGUAGAGAAUCAAGUAAAGUCUCCUGAUCCAAGGCCUGAUGCACCUCCUGACUACAAUUCCCAUUUAGUACUAGGACCCCCUGGACCAGCUAUCCCUCCAUCUGCAGGCCACGCAGGAAGCUUGCCUAUGGGGCUCUACAGUCCACCUCAGCCCCAUAACCUCCCCUUGUACCAGCCAGCUGGUGGUACCCAUCCUAUCCAGUACCAGCCUGGCAAAUAUCCUAUGCCAAAUCAGCCUGUUCCGGUAACAUGGAUGCCAGCGCCUGGUCAUAUGCCAAACUGCCCUCCUGGUCUGGAAUAUUUAACCCAGUUGGACAUCAUACACGUCCUUCAGCAUUUCGAGCCUCUGGAAAUGAUGACAUCUUUUGAAACUAAUAAUAGAUAUGAUAUUAAAAACAACCUGGACCAGAUGGUUUACGUUGUAACUGAAGACACAGACGAUUAUACCAGAAAUGCUUAUCGGACACUAAGGCCCUUCGUCCUCCGGGUCACUGACUAUAUGGGCCGAGAAAUCAUGACAAUGCAGAGACCUUUCAGAUGCAGCUGCUGUUGCUUCUGUUGUCCCUCCACCAGGCAAGAGCUGGAGGUGCAGUGUCCUCCUGGUGUCACCAUUGGCUUUGUUGCAGAACACUGGAACCUGUGCAGGGCAGUUUACAGCAUCCAGAAUGAGAAGAAAGAAAAUGUGAUGAGAGUGCGUGGGCCAUGUUCAACCUAUGGCUGUGGUUCAGAUUCUGUUUUUGAGGUCAAAUCCCUUGAUGGCACAACAGACACCGGCAGUAUUAUUAGGAAAUGGAAUGGUCUGUUAUCAGCCAUGAGCGAUGCUGACCACUUUGAAAUUCAAUUCCCAUUAGACUUGGAUGUGAAGAUGAAAGCCAUGAUUUUUGGAGCUUGCUUCCUCAUUGACUUCAUGUAUUUUGAAAGAUCUCCAACACGACGUUCAUCAAGAUAGAUGGACACUGCAAAUCAGCAAUCAUGGUUAAUUAAAAACGAUUAGAAAAGUUGGGCUUAGAGUCCUCUCAAUUAUUUGCAAAUAUAUCUGCUUUUGCAGAUUAUUUUUACUGGUUAAUAGCUCUCAUUCUUAUUAGGUAGGCUAAGAGUGUAAGGGCAAGAAUACAAUCUAAACAUGUGUUUUAAUUGAUUAUCUGUCUUGUCCACUUGGUAGACUAGGAGUUAAGCUUGAAAAGGCUAUGACUCAUUAACCAAGCAAACACAUUACAAUGAGCUUCAAAACACUUUACCAUGAAAUAAGGGAAAAUGAAUCCUAGAGCUCUCACAUUAAUAGGUCAUGAAAUGGUGAGCUUUUUAGAGUUAUCUUUGAGAUAGAGUAAGAUGGCUUUUAUACCUACCACUCCUACCUCUUGUCCUGUUACUGAAGACAGAUUUGAUUCCAGGUGAAAAGAAUGAUACUUUUGAUAUUAAAAAACAAAAAGGAAGGCAGAUAGAAAUACUAUGUUUUAUUGUACAAGGAAAAAUGUAUUUGUGCAUAUGUAUCAAAACUUUGUUUUGCAAGUUUAUGAGUUUCAAUGGAAAUUUUUAUUUUAUUACCAAAUAAAACAUUUUUUUAUCAUAAAAUUUAUAGGUUUAUAUUUUCCAUGCAUAUUUUCUCAUUCACUAGCAUGGUCAAUCAGGACCUGCCUGUGUAUGGAGUCAGGAUCAGACUAUCAGGAAAAGAGGGGAGUAGGGCCACAGCCAGUCUAGAUCUCUGAGCAACUUAGAGACAUCAGUGCCCUUAUAAGGAGCUUGCAUUUAAUCCAUUUAACCUCUUGGUCCAGAGAGGUUUAAAACAUACUUUAAAUAUGUUUGGCCAAAUCUUUAAGAUUGCCUAUUGAACUUUUGUAUCUUUUUGAUGUGACACAGAAAAGAUAGUUGUAUUUUUUCUUUCAAGAAGAUCCCUGAUAAUCACCAUGUUUUUCUAAUGGCAAGAGUUAGAGUUUUGUCUCUGUCAAAUAUGACAUUCUGUGUAGCACUUUGUAAAAGCAAAAACUACAAAUCUUAACCUUGUUUAAUAUUCCUUAACUUAGAGAUAGAUAAAUCUAUAUCUAUGCAAGGAAAAUAAUAAAACACAGCAAACAUGCUGCUACUUUGUGAACUAUAGCUUAACAGUAAAAUUAUGUAGGAUAACAUUAAAGUAUAAACGUACUUGUUUUAUAAGCUAGUUAAAAGUAUGAUGUAAUAGUGAAUAGACUGAUGAAUCAGCCUGCCUCUUUUGCACUCUACCUUCCUAUCUGAACCUGGACUGUGUUUUUUCAACACAGCCAGUAUGUAUGUAGAAUGAAAUAUAUUUUUCUCCUUGUUAAAGAAAACAAGCCUGAGUGUUCUCUGAUGGGAUUAUUCAGAGAUGAGGGCCUUUGCCCACAGUUCCUAUUGAAGUCAAAGAAAGGUGCUUUGUCUUUAAAUGAUAUUUAUCUUUUCAUGGUAAAGUUGUUUUACUCAGUGUCGUGUAAUUUUUAUUUCUGGGUGCUACUACCAGCUUGUUAAAAAAAAUGUAAAACUGCUGCUUUUUUAAAAACUAAUUAUCUUAUAUUUGAAAAUAUAAUUAGGCAUUUAGUCUUAGACAUUUAUAUUAUUUCUUAAAAAGUCUGACGUUUUAUAUAUGAAAUCAAAUAGUAUUGAGAAAGUUUAUUUCUAUAAACCUCCUUUUUUACUUGCCUAUGUCCCUACAUCCCAAGACCUGCUGUAUAAUACUAAGAAAAGAGUUACUUUUAACAUACGACAUUUUAAAUUUCUGUUUAAAAUUUUUGUGGUUUUAAGUUGUCUCUUACAGUUAUUAUUUCACUUUUUUUAAAAGUAAUACUAUGUGUCUUAUAUUUUUAUAUUAUGGUUCAUAUUAUAAUCUCAUAUUUCUUAAUAGUGUUUCAUUGUGGGCAGCCUGGGUGGCUCAGCAGUUGAGCGCCGCCUUCCGCCCAGGGUGUGAUCCUGGGGACCCAGGAUCGAGUCCCACGUCGGGCUCCCUGCAUGGAGCCUGCUUCUCCGUCUGCCUGUGUCUCUGUCUCUGUCUCUGUCUCUGUCUCUCUGUUUCUCAUGAAUAAAUAAAUAAAAUCUUUAAAAAAAUAGUGUUUCAUUGUGUAAAAUUGACCAGAUUCACUAAAAAAAAGCUACUCUCUGAAAUUUGUGUGUUUUCAUGCUUCAUCAUAUUGUUUUUGGCUUUUAAAUAAAUAUAAUAUGGUUUAUAGCAAAAUACUA